AUGUCCAACGAACAAAAUGAAGAAGUGGUUGAGUGCCCAUUGUGCAUGGAACCAUUGGAGGAUGAUCUAAACUUUUUUCCAUGUCAAUGUGGCUAUCAGAUUUGCGGUUUUUGUUGGCACCGUAUACGUACCCAUGAAAAUGGAUUAUGUCCCGCUUGCCGACGUGAUUAUGGGUUUGGGUUCCAAAAAGGUUCUGAAUUAAUUAUUAUCAGUACGACUUAUUCUGAAGAUGUGGUCAAGUUUAAGCCGCUGUCUGAAGAACAGUUAAGUGAUAAAGGUUUAACAUUGAUUAAAUCUAUGAAGAAAGAUAAAAAGAAAAAAGAUCAUCAAAAAAAGCAGAAACAAGAUGAAUCCAGAAAGCAUCUAGAAAAAAUGAGAGUAAUACAAAAAAAUUUAGUGUUUGUUGUUGGUCUAUCACCACGUAUUGCGACCGAGGAGGUCUUAAAAAGUAAAGAGUAUUUUGGUAAAUUUGGUAAAAUAACACGUGUUGCUAUUAACAGUAACACGUCUUACGCACAAAGCCAGACGCCAAGCUUAAGUGCCUACAUAACAUAUACUAGAAAUGAGGAUGCACUGGAAGCUAUUAAAAAUACUUCCGGUUUGAUUAUUCAUGGUAGAACAAUUAAAACGUCUCAUGGUACUACAAAAUAUUGCAAUUACUUCUUAAAGAAUAUUCCUUGCACGAAAUCGGAUUGUCCUUUUUUGCACGAGCUUGGUGAUGAGUCAUGUGUUUUUACUAAAGAUGAUGUUCAACAAAGAUCUAAAGAUUUGAUUUCUGUUAGGGUUAUUUCGGAACAAAUUAGCACGAAGGUUGUCACUGAAGUAUCAGAAAAUUAUGAAGAGGAAUUAGAAAUGAAAAGUGAUGUACAAGUAGAAAAACCAACGAAGGGAACAAUUUCCCAGAAUAGUUAUGAUAAAGCUGUGGGCAGUGGAGCCCCAAAUAAACUUUACAAUCCUCCUUAUAUGAAUAUUCGUGCAACUGACGCAGUUCCAUCCCAUGUAAACUUGUAUGCUAAUAAUACAGAUGAGGAUUUAGAUUUUGACCCUUGGAAUGAAUCUAAUAAAGGCUUUGCAGACUUACUCUUACUUGGAAGUAAUAAUAAUGUGAAUAACAAACUGCCAGUUACAGUUGAGCACGAAAGAAAUGGUAACCUCUAUGAAAAUGGAACGACAUCUAUGCUUGGUAAUACGUAUAGUAAUAUCGUGGAUUCAUUAGAUAAUACGAAUACAGAAAUGGCUUCCGGAAAUCCGUACAAUAAUACAGGAUAUGCUAAUAGGAAGCAGAAUAUCUUCCCGCAAUCAAACCAGAGUUACUUUCAAAAUGCGCAGAAUUAUGCCCAUUUUGGGAAUUAUUAUAAUCCUGGUGAUGGUUUUAAUAUGUCAAAAUAUAUAGAUAGUAGCAGCAACAAUAUUGAUGCUGGAUCUUCGUAUUCAAACGUUGGAAUUGAUACCGAAAGCUUUGGUAUAAAAAGCGGUUUUGAAGGAAACAGUUCAUCUGCGAAUAACUUUGGAGGGGCAAAGGUUCCUAAUACGGCCAUCAAGGCAGAGCAUAAUGAUAAGAACACGUCCACACCCUGUGUUAGCAAUAAUGGAAUGCUACAGAAUGUUCGAGAAUGGCAAGCUGGUUUUCGUUCUCUACUGCCUAAUGUCAAUAUUACAUUUGGGUUUGGUAAUACUCUGCAAGGUACCGAAAUAUCUGGCAAAGAUCUAUCUCAUAAAGAGAACGACGACCAGUCAAAACCGCAUCAUAUAAUGGAAAGCGACGUGAAACAUGGAAUUGAAUCAAAGAGUAAAAUUCUAUUAAACAUUGGUAUUAACGACUGUUUUAUGUGUCGUGAUGAAAUAGGUAAUACUGAAAAUCCGUCAUUUAUUAAAACUGAGGAAACCGUCGUUCCUGUUAAUAAAAUGAAGGAGAUGAAUAUUAAGCAUGAAGUAGAGGAUAUUACAGGGAACAAGUAUCGCAUACAUGCGAAUAAGAAUGAUAAUGUAACAAGGACGAAUUAUUUACCUUCUGUCAAUAGUCAGUUGGGAGAUAGAAAGCUAGCUCAAAGCUAUAAACAUAAGCAUAAGAAUAACGUAAAAAGUGGCAUACGCUCGAAUGUAUAUCCAAAUUCACCUGGUCGUGAUAGAGCAAGUAAUACGUUGCCAGCGAGAAAAGCUGAAAAUCGAAACCAAUCCUAUUCUACUAAUACAAAUUCUACUAAAGCGCCCAAAUUGUUACAAACGGAAGCUGACACAAGUGAUGAUAAAUCGUCAAAAGUGCGGAUUGUUAAAAAAGAUUGGAAAACAAAUGUAGAUGUAGCAGGAACUGCUAUAAAACCUAAAACAAACGUAAUUAACAAUAAUGUGCCUUCAAAGGCCCAUGAAACUAAAGGAAAAGAUGACAAUGAUAUUGAUGAAACCGACAAUAAAGUUAUAAAGUCGCUUUCGAAGAAUAAGAAGAAAAGACAAAGAAAACUUCAAUCGAAAAAACCAACCGAUGAUAAUGACCUUGCUAAAAGUGAAAUUGCUACUUACGUUAAAUCAACCACCGAGUCGUUAAAUUUAGGGUUUUUACCUGCCAAAUUUAGUGAAUCUAUAGCUGUCGAUUAUGAUAAAGACACCGAUCCAGACACGAUAGUUAAUCAUUUAGAGGUGGAAAUUGAGAAUACAAAAAAAGAGGUGCAGGAUUGUGAAGCUAAAUUGCAUGCAGUUAUCAGGAAAAAUUGUUCCAUAUCGAAUACUAAUUAUGAAAAAUCAAUACACAAUCAGGAAUAG
Trichoplax adhaerens is the source of this 2757-nucleotide messenger RNA. RefSeq lists its product as uncharacterized. Gene Ontology annotation, cellular component: CCR4-NOT complex. The transcript is spliced from 20 exons. Lineage: Eukaryota; Metazoa; Placozoa; Uniplacotomia; Trichoplacea; Trichoplacidae. Gene Ontology annotation, molecular function: RNA binding; ubiquitin-protein transferase activity; metal ion binding. Gene Ontology annotation, biological process: protein ubiquitination. The record is from RefSeq and is a predicted model, not a curated record. The coding region runs from base 1 to 2757 and encodes 918 amino acids.